Messenger RNA from Pocillopora verrucosa, 2738 nucleotides. RefSeq names its product stimulated by retinoic acid gene 6 protein-like. Gene Ontology annotation, cellular component: plasma membrane. Gene Ontology annotation, biological process: vitamin A import into cell. Lineage: Eukaryota; Metazoa; Cnidaria; Anthozoa; Scleractinia; Pocilloporidae. Gene Ontology annotation, molecular function: retinol transmembrane transporter activity; signaling receptor activity. The record is from RefSeq and is a predicted model, not a curated record.
UACACGUGCGCGUGUCGUCUUGUGGAAGUUUAGUGCGUAGAGCCGAAUGCGAAGGUUUUUUAACCGAAGGGAACUCUUGACAGACGCGAAUAUUUGUGGGAAUUACCGUUUAAGUUGACGUCCACGAUAAUUCACCCAGCCUUUAACAUGACAGAGGUUUCUUCAAAUCACUCUUCCAACGACACCGAAGGGUCUUCAUGCGUACAGACUGAGAGGAAAUUUGAUCAUGGAUGUCUCGCUCCCGCGAUUGUCAUUAUUUUGAUACUGUCAUGUCUCAAACGUCGUAGCAGGUGGAAACUUGAAUAUUGCAAAGGAUACCCUGGGUUGUUAAUACCAAUCAACUUCUUGGGAGGAAUAGACAAAAUCAACAGGUAUACUAUUGCUAUUACCUUUGGAGCAACAGCCAGUACCUUCUUCUCUAACUCAACGUUGGAAUUCACAGACCCACCAUGGUUAUCAGUUUUUUCUGCUCUUUUUUCUGUUCUUGAGUAUGGAAUCCUGUUCUACCCAUUUUUUGCCUGUUUGACAACUGAGAACAGACUGGCUGGCUCUUUGCUGGGUUUUCUUUAUGCUACCAUGCGAUUCAUCGUUGGACUUAUGAUUGAAUUUCAGUGCACGGAAUCAUAUGUAGAAGAUAUAAAAACCAAGCAAUAUAUUGAAUUCCUUGGCAAAGUUCCCACUUACCUCUGUCUACUGUUCAUUGCUCUGAGGUUUGCUGUGCUACUUGUUUUGCAAAUAAAGCAGUGCCGAGUGCUGUCAUCUUGGCACUAUUCAGAAAUUUUGGGGGCUGAUGAACAUCACACCUGUUUGAUCGAAGCAUCAGGGCGUAUUCACGUCAAGCAGUUGCUGACUUUAGGAUCGAAUACUUCCAGAACCAUGGCUGACGAGAAAUGGUACAAGAGGCUGAUCUGUAAAAUCUACAGACCGAGAGAAGAUUUUAAAUUCUCAACGCAGUUAAUUUCCACCUUAGUGGUUGCAGGAAUAAUUGUGUUUCAGGUUAUGUUGCAUUAUCUCUCGUUGUUUGAUUACUACGAAAAAGAAUUUGUCUCGUCUUGUGUUCACGGCCCCAUUUGUCGGGGAUUUGUUCCUCUCUUAUUUCAUGCUUUGGAGGGAGGAGUUAUUACAGCAGCUACCGUUUCUAUUUUGUUGAUGCUGCAUUUUAUGAAAUGCCACAGAGACAAUAUGUUACAGAUGUAUCGAGGCCAAAGAACUUUUUUCCAAGACGUGACUGUCUCUCCUGCGAAUUUAGUGGGACAAAGUUUGUUAUUUUCUGGAUAUCAGAUUGCAUUUGUUCUAACAGGAUACACUGUAUUGAGUUUUUUCCUGGCCAUCAUAGUUGUCAGCCUCACUGCCAUUUUCAAGUACAUCGAUUUUUUAGUUUCACCGGAAAUGUUAGAGGUGUACAAAAAUAUUGGACAGGCCUUUGCGCCACCAAUUUGCUUGGCGAUUUGCUUGUGGCUGUACCAGUUAUUCCUCACCUACUACGUAUUUCGAGACAGAGACUUUCCGAAUAUCACAAUCACUGUUGAUAACAGACGGUUUUAUUCUAUUAUGUCCUACUUCUUCUUCUUCUACAAUAUACUUCUUGGACUGUUCUCCUGCAUCAUGCGAAUUCUAAAAGGCAUGAUUUUAGGAGUGAUCUUCAUCUCUCGAAUCGACCGAACGUCGCUGAUGCAGGGAUUCCAGACUUGGGACAAAGCCUUCGUGGCAUAUCUGGGAUUCAUCCACAUACUGGUGGCUCACAACCACCCUGUUAUGCUGAUGUUUUGCCAGCUGCUCAUCAACAGCAACAAGGAUCGUCAAUAUGGCACAGUGGGGAGGGAGGAGUUACCAGGCCUAUGUGUACAAAAUUCGCAUUCAGAGGAUCAGAGUUCUGCUGGUCAUCCUGAGGCCCGUGUAUUCCGGCCACCACACAUGUCUCACCAGGCGAUCAACCGCUGGUUCCUUGCUUUCACGCUUCUUCGAAAUCCCUCUCUCGUCAAGUAUCGCCGGCGGUGUGCCAGAGAAGCCAAAAAAUGUAGCGUCUCUAUUGAAGAUGCAAACUAUGGAUCCGUCACACCGAUUUGAUCUAGGUAAUUUCUUUUUCCAAAUCGAUUCACCCAAUAAUAAAAAUAGAACUUCCAGCUGAAGUAACAAUUCGAAGGGUAAUUGGUCUCGCUCGUCGCAAUCUUCUAUUCAAAACUUUCAACUCUGUUGUAGUCUUGUAUGAGAGGAUCAGAUCUGUGUAUAGUGUCUUAUAUAGGUAGCAGUUUAUAACUGCGUGAAAAUGCACCUGGCUAUUAUUGCCGUAUUACAAUUCUUAAUUCUUUUUUUGUCCCUCGCCAGAAAAAGGUGAACCCUCUCGUCCCUUGUCCGAUUAACCCUUUAACUCCUGUGAGUGACCAAAACAGAAUUUCUCCUUACAAUAUUAACAUAUAAUUAAGCAGAAAAGUGAGGAGAAUAAAGAAGAAAACUCAAUUAGGGGACUACAAGUUGAUCCAACACCAAAUUCAUGAGUAUUUUAUGCCAGACAGUAGGGAGAAUUACUAAUGAGAUCUUAAAAGUUUAAGGGUUAAACCCCCUUCCCACUUGUACUCCUGGUCGAAGUUCUAAGGUGAUUGAUCGAUAUUUUUACGAUGUUCUUUUUAACUGGCUGUAAGAGGACUCUUAGUUUAGCCCAAGAACUCCUAGCUGUGGCACGUUGUAUGAAUGAUUAAAUUACAGAGGAGUCCUGUGAGUUGUGUGAAGUUGUUAAACUG